Polistes dominula (European paper wasp) is the source of this 1436-nucleotide messenger RNA. RefSeq lists its product as uncharacterized. The record is from RefSeq and is a predicted model, not a curated record. NCBI's taxonomy places the organism in Eukaryota, Metazoa, Arthropoda, Insecta, Hymenoptera, Vespidae.
AAUUAUAACUUUUGUGCAAAUGUACAAAAAUAUUUGAAUUCGAAAGAAAACAAAAAUAUUAAAUUUAUAAACGGCUGUGUUGAAAUGUGAACAAAAUGUCUGUAUAUUAUUGAUAAAAGUUUGAAAAAUAAUUGAUACCUACUUGGUGAAAUCAUAUUGCUAAAUGUUUCUUUUUAUUUCUUGUAAUUAAAUUAGAAUGAUGGUCCAUCUUGACAUUUUUAUAGUGAAAGUAUUACUUGUUCUAACUAAUAAAAAAUAAACUUAUAUUUCUGACAUUAACUAAUGUUAAAAUUGAAACGAAGAAUUAUCAACUAUUUAAACACGGUUUUCCCGCCAUUUUAAUAUUUCUUUGAAAAUACUUCUGCGCUACCUAGCGGCAUUUAAAAAAUACUAGAAAGCUUGUAAACGUGUAUAAGAGUGUCUUUAAAAAUCACUUUACAAAAAUAAGGAAAACAACAAAAUAAAUAUUUCUCUAUUAUUAGCAUUAAAAUAUUUUGUUUUUUUUUUAAGAUCUUAAUCUUCAAUUUUAAUGCUAAAAAAGUUUGCAUCAGUGAUAACGCCACUUCAAAUAAUUACUAACAAAAAUUUCUAAUUUCAAUUUUAUAAUACAAUUUUUUAGGACACCCUGUAUAUUAAGAGGAAUUUAAAAAAGAUUUAGUAAAGGUAUAAAAUAUUUAAAGAAACUGCAAGCUAGCAAAACCAACAGUUGAACAGAUACAGUCAACGUAUGAAUACGGAAAUAGAAGUUUCUGUUGUGUGUUAUCACUACCGGAAAUUAUAAGUUCAUUUGAUUAUUUUGAAAAAGUUGAUCUUAAAUAAGCAAGUAUUUAAAAUAGAAUAUUGCAAAGAAAUGAGUAUAAAUCCUUUAAGAUGGAGAACCAGAACUUUGAUAUCUACUAUAAUAACAAUUAUUAUUUUUUAUUUCAUUUUUAUUCAUAAGAAAUCUGAUCGAAUACAAAGUGUUGGUAUUAUAAAAGACGUACAUCCCGCUAAAGUAUGGGAAUUUGUAGCAGAUUUUAGCAAUAUGAAAUUAUUGAAUUCACUAAUAGUUAACUUUAACAUCAUCGCCGAAAGUGGAAAUUAUGAUCAUUGGCAAUAUUCCGUAGAAUAUACCGAAUAUUUACGUUAUUUUCCACUUAUAAAGAAUGUCGGUGUUGGCCAUUUCUCUAUAAGAAAUGAAAAUGGCAUAUAUUUAAUAAGUUCGAAUCACAAUACUUGUUUCUUUUGGUUCCUAUGUGUUAAAUCAACGUCAGAAUUUAAAUUUGAAAAAGAUGAGGAAAAAAACACCAGAUGCACCGAAAACGUGGAAUAUCAUUGUCCAAUUACGUUUAAAUUUUUAUGUGACAAAGAAGUUACAGAACAACGAAAAGAAAUAAUGAAUCGAUUAAAGGUAGCAUUUUCAAAAUGAAAUAAUUACCAAUCUCGAUUAUUCUUUU